AUGCAAGACCAAUUACAAGAGCAAUUGGCCAAGAUGCAAAAUGACAUGAGGGAGCAAAUGCUAGAGGCUCAGAAGAAUAUGAUGGCCGAGAUGGCUCAGUUCCUGAGGGCCACCGAUAAAAGAAAGGCCCCUAUGGCUAUUACUGGAGAGGAUAGCGAGGAUUCUCCUCCGGGUUUUACCCCACUCCAUGUGCCAACACAUACUGAGGCACUUCUUAGGAGGCCAUCUGUCACGAUAAGGCCUCACCAUGAGCCUGUCAAUACUGGAGUACCCAUGAACUUCCAAACUGGUUUAGGAUUCAAUGUGGGUGACAAUUCUGCCAAUCCAAUCAUUCCUGAUCUAUAUAUGGUGGAAAAGGAAGAUGAUGUUACAGAAGAUUUGAGGGCUGAAGCUGCUAGGCAGUUGGAUGAACGCUGCAGAUGGCUGGGGGAAAAGUUCAAGACAUUGGAGAGUGCUGAGGGGUAUCAUGGGAUUAAUGCCAAAGAUUUGAGUUUGGUCCCAGAUCUGGUGCUUCUCCAUAAGUUCAAAAUGCCGGAGUUCGAGAAGUACAAUGGUACUACUUGCCCAGAGGCCCACAUUACGAUGUUUUGCAGACGCAUGACGGGAUAUGUAAAUAAUGACCAGUUACUGAUACAUUGUUUCCAAGAUAGUCUAGUUGGAGCAGCAGCCAAGUGGCAAUAUGCACAAAGGUGGAGGGAAGUGGCCAUGCAAGUUCAGCCACCGCUCCUUGAAAAGAAAACCACAAUGCUCUUCAUUAAUACUUUGAAGGCCUCAUUCAUCAUCUAUAUGAUUGGGAAUACUACUAAAAGUUUUUCUGAUAUAGUAAUAGCGGGCGAGAUGAUUGAGAAUGCUAUAAGAGAUGGCAAGAUUGAAGUUGGAGAAACUACCAAGAGGUCAGUUCCAAAGAAAAGGGAGAAUGAAGUGAACAGUACGAGCUCAUACAAUAAAGAUCACUUAAGGUCAAUAACUGUCAAUCAACCAAAGGUAACUACGGUGGGGCAACAAGGUUCGACAAAGCAGGAAUCAAGCGUAAGGCAAAAUUUUGAAAAGCUCCAAUUUACGCCAAUCCCAAUGUCGUAUAAGGAGUUAUAUCAAAGUUUAUUUGAUUCACAUGUGGUGUCUUCAUAUUAUAUAAGGUCGUUGCAGCCCCCGUACCCCAAAUGGUAUGAUUCAAACGCUCAAUGUGAUUAUCAUGCGGGAGUAUCAGGGAAUUCAAUAGAAAACUGUACUGCCUUCAAGAAGACGGUUGAAAGACUCCUCGAGAUGGGGAUUGUGAAGUUUGAUGAUAUCCCAGGUACAAAGAGCUCGUUACCAAAUCACGGUGAUAAGGGAGUAAAUGCAAAUGAUUAA
This is a messenger RNA of Gossypium arboreum, 1350 nucleotides long. RefSeq lists its product as uncharacterized. Lineage: Eukaryota; Viridiplantae; Streptophyta; Magnoliopsida; Malvales; Malvaceae. The transcript is spliced from 3 exons. The coding region runs from base 1 to 1350 and encodes 449 amino acids. The record is from RefSeq and is a predicted model, not a curated record.